Messenger RNA from Trifolium pratense (red clover), 657 nucleotides. RefSeq lists its product as uncharacterized. The record is from RefSeq and is a predicted model, not a curated record. The coding region runs from base 22 to 657 and encodes 211 amino acids. The transcript is spliced from 3 exons. Lineage: Eukaryota; Viridiplantae; Streptophyta; Magnoliopsida; Fabales; Fabaceae.
UUCUUUCUAACAAAGUUUUCAAUGGAAGUUCCCAUGUCUGAAGAAGAACUAGGGCUCAAGAUUGAAGAUAUUCUGGGUGCAUCGAAGAACAUGGAUGGAGGACCGGGAAAUUUGAUAGUCGGAGUUAGCAAGGCCAUGGAGCUGAUCAACGAGCUGAUUCUUAAGCACAAAAAGAAUGAAGAACCAUUACCAUCUCUCAGUGAAGAGACUCUUUACACUUUGCUCACCAUUGUUGGUCCAGAAGUCAACCUUCACACCAAGAAUGGUGAUGUUUACAGUGGAAUCCUUUAUGUUGCAUCUCCUAAAACAGAUUUAGGUAUACAGUUGAAGCAAUGCAAAUUAGGAAAUGGUAUCAUAGUAGAUUCCCAAGAUAUUCCAAUAAAUCAAAUUUCUAAAAUUGUUGCAAAGGGCAUUACGGUUCUAGUGGAGAAUCUUGGCCGGAGUUUCUUGAAAACGGAUGAUGAAAAAGAGAAGCAGCCAAAUUCAAUCUACCAGAUUGAUGUUCAAAAGAUAUCUAGUGGAGAAGAUACUAGGAGUUCGUUAAUUGUUAAGAACAUUCCUAAGAGGUAUACUUCAGAAAUGCUUAUAUCUGAAAUCAAUGAGACUCAACCAGGGACUUUUGAUUUCAUCUACCUUCCACGUCUCAAGCAAGUAUGA